AAAUACUAUUAAAACAAUUACUUCCACUUUGAACAUGUUGGCUGUCGUUGCGCGUGCAAGAGUCAGACAAUCGUUCAAGAAUUGGUCGUAUGAUUUGCGACUAUUCCGUUGGUUCUAUAAAGAAUACGAAGAGCAAAGAGAAUUGCCGCACCACAACUAUGCCAGCGAGGCAACUAUCGAGAUCCCCGAUACUUUCAAAUGCAUUCGUCUGGAAACAUUUCCAUCUAAAACCAUAACUAUAAAUACGGAACAAGCAGAACGCAUAUAUAAACAAAUGGCUACCAUACGGCGUUUGGAAACUGUUGCGAAUGCUAUGUAUAAGGCUAAAAUCGUGCGCGGUUUUUGCCACCUCUACUCUGGACAGGAAGCUGUUUGUGUGGGCAUACAUGCUGCAAUGCGUCCCACGGAUCACCUUAUUACGGCAUACCGUUGCCACGGUUGGUGCUAUUUGAUGGGUCUUAAGCCAGUGGAAAUACUCGCCGAAUUGGCUGGACGUGAGUCGGGCUGUCAGCGGGGUAAAGGCGGAUCCAUGCAUAUGUACAAUAAAAGAUUCUACGGUGGUAAUGGCAUUGUGGGUGCACAGGUGCCUCUGGGCGCUGGAAUUGGACUUGCAUUAAAAAAUGAAGCGAAAGGUAACGUUUGUGUGGUUUUGUACGGAGAUGGUGCCGCCAACCAAGGACAAAUAUUUGAAGCAUAUAAUAUAGCUUGUCUUUGGCGUUUGCCGGUAAUUUUUGUUUGUGAAAAUAAUGAAUACGGUAUGGGCACAAAAAUGCAUCGUUCUUCGUGUUCUAUUGAAUAUUACACACGUGGUGUGCCAUUGCCUGGUAUUUACGUCGAUGGUAUGAAUAUUUUGGCAAUGCAUAAUGCUGCGGAAUUCGCUAUUGGCUUUGUUCAAAAAGAAGGACCAAUUAUCAUAGAAGCGCAUACAUAUCGAUAUUUUGGUCAUUCAAUGUCGGAUCCGGGCACAAGUUACCGUACACGCGAUGAGGUUGCGGAAGUGCGUAGCAAACGUGAUCCUAUAAGUUAUUUCAAAGAAAUAGCUAUAUCGCAAGGCUUAUUAGCCGAGGAUCAGUGCAAAAAAAUAGAUGAGGACAUUCGGAAGAACAUCGAUGAAGCAGCUGAAAAGGCUAAGAAAUCCAAUGAAGUAAAAAAGGAAGAAUUGUGGGCAGAUGUUUAUAUGGAUAAUAAGGAAGUGGGUAUACGUGAUACGAUCGGGAAUCGACAUAAACAUUUCCAUGCGGGCAAGACACUUGAAAAAGAUCAUAUUAAGUUAAAAUCAUUUACACCGGACACCAAAUUGGAGCCUAAAGAUAUACCAUUGGAAAUAAAGGAGUGGGAGGCGCAGAUGGAAGCGAUAAAAGAUGUGGAAAAAGGUAAAAAAUCCAAUCAGACAUCCAAAUCGAAUAACAAGCCCGAGAAGAAAUAAUUGCUAGUAGCGAGAAAAGGUAGAAAGGAAAUAAAAAUGGUUAUAAAUUUCUUUUGAGGCAUUAAAUAAAUUAUAAAAUUCUACUUUCAUAUAUGUAUAUGCA
Messenger RNA from Bactrocera neohumeralis, 1529 nucleotides. RefSeq names its product pyruvate dehydrogenase E1 component subunit alpha, mitochondrial-like. Gene Ontology annotation, cellular component: intracellular membrane-bounded organelle. Lineage: Eukaryota; Metazoa; Arthropoda; Insecta; Diptera; Tephritidae. Gene Ontology annotation, biological process: pyruvate decarboxylation to acetyl-CoA. The record is from RefSeq and is a predicted model, not a curated record. The transcript has 6 exons. Bases 35 to 1426 code for a protein of 463 amino acids. Gene Ontology annotation, molecular function: pyruvate dehydrogenase (acetyl-transferring) activity.